GAGCGCCAGCACCACCUACAGGACUGUCAUACAGACACAAUCACCGACACAAAGCACUCGCUCCAUUAAAAGCAUCCACCCUUCUCUGUUUCACGUUUUACCUCAAGAACUUCCAUACAUGAUUUUGCGUUUUGUGAAACAAAACAUAGUGCAAUGCAUAAACUUUAAACGCAAGAUCGACGAGGAGCCGUGGGGACAAUAAAACAAAGAAAAGCGUAUCUGGCCCGGAGCAGUGCGCGGCGAGGGCCGGCCGCCCGCGCCGCCAGCCAAUCACAGCGCGCGCUGCAGCCGCCCCAUCGGCCCGCCCCAGUCGGCCCGCACUCUCCGCCGCGGAUGAAUGAGACGCAGCAUCCCUAUAAAGAUUUUACAUCGAUUAUGGGGGUAUGGGAGCAGGCCGUUUCUGUCUCGCCCGUGGGCGGCGACGUGAGUUCCUCUCGCGCAGUCGCGGACAAUUAACGCGCGGGGCGGCGUGGUCGGUGCGGCGCGACGUGCGACGUCACUAUAAUGUGGUUAGUCAGUGAGCGUCGGGGCCGAGCCGACGGCGACGGCGACGGCACGGAGCACGAGCACAGGAGCGCGGGAGAGCCGCGCUGGUCGCUCAGCCAGCGCGCCGGCCACAGCACGGUGGAGUUCAAGAGCACGGCGUGCGCGGGGGCCGCCGAGCCGCCCGCGCCGCCACUCGCCGCGCUGCCGGACCCGCAGCAGUUCAACAUAUUCCCGGCCUUCUUCAGCCGCCAGCUCAACUUCAGCGGCGGCGGUGGAUGCGGCCAAGGUUCCAAAAUAAUGGAAGAGUUGCGACCGAACCUGGUCGGUGGGCUGCUGGGCGUGCCAGGGUUACUGGACGAGCACCAGCAAGACGCCAAGUUCCUGCCGACGGGAGGGGAGAGCAAGUACACGCCAGACAAGGGCCGCAAGUGCAGCAACGCGUCCUCGUCGUCUGCGGAGGAGUUCGGCGGGCUGUACGGCGGGGAGCACGCUGCCACGCCGCCUGCACCACCACUCAGCCGGUCCUUGCAAGACAACACAGCGGAAGGUGCGUUCAAAAAAUUAAAGCCGGAGCCUGGCGGGGGCAGUGGAGGUGUAUCUGGAGGUGCUUCAGCGUUGUCUCCAGCGCUAGGCCCACAACACGCCGGACAUACGCCAACCACAGCCUCCUGCCCCACGCCCGCACGACGCCGGCAUCGAACCACCUUCACACAGGAACAAUUAGCAGAAUUAGAAGCGGCAUUCGCUAAAUCACAUUACCCGGACAUUUACUGUAGAGAGGAGUUGGCGCGGACGACAAAACUCAACGAGGCACGGAUACAGGUUUGGUUUCAAAACCGUCGUGCGAAGUACCGCAAGCAGGAGAAACAGUUACAAAAAGCGUUGGCUCCAGCUGUCCUGCCUGGCUGCAACGGCAUGAUGAGGAACAUCCAAGGAUACAGAGGAUAUCAGCCUUACCCACAUCCGAACACCAUCAACCGAUACCCACAGCACCACGGGAGCUACGAAGAGCUGCAGAAAGACAUAUUCUCGCUGUCCCAGAUGGGGGGCGGGUCGUACCCCAUGCCGCAAGGGUUCUCCAUGGGACACGGGGCCAACAUGAGCGCCGUCGGAAUGCGACAGGAUACUAUGGGCAUGAGCGCCGAGGACGAAUGGUACAACAAGUCGCUGUCUGCGCUGCGGAUGAACAGCGGCCACCACGCAAACCUAGCGGCCGCGCCGAUGCUGCAAUACCAGACCUAAUCGCUGCUGCACGGCGCCGAUUACUCGCCGGCGCCGGCGCACGACUACGCGCCUCCGUAGUCAGCGCGCAAUGGAUUGCAAAGUAUUGUGACAUGUGGAAACGUCGCAUAACUUUAACUUUUGUGGUUACAGUGAUUUAUUGCUAACUUUCUUUAUACUUUAUUAACCCUUUGUAUGCCGUACGGACAUCUACGCGAAGCAUAAUGUAUUUUCUAUUAUGUCGCAUAUACAAGAGAUUAAGUUAUCAAAGACAAUAUUGAAUUAUAUUUAAAAGUAUUAUUUUGUUUCUUUCUCAGGGUUAAAAGUAAGUAGAUGUGGCUUAUGCAUUUGUACUAGCGAGUAUGUACAAAUUGAAGAUUUGUCAGAUUUGGAUAAUGUCUAAGUCUCGACAAAUCUCGUCACAACACUUUCUAAUGGAAAUGGAAGCUUAUGUCAUAAAUAUGAAUUGUAAAUUAUUAUUUAUUUCUUGGCCUUCCAGAAUGUAACAAAAAUCAUGUUGAUUUUAUAACUUUUGUGAAACAUACUAAAUUAAUUAUUACGUUUUUCGGCUUACUCACAUAAUUACUCAUUCUCAUGAAUAUGAGUCCAGCAUGGCUUGAAACUCGAGUUCCUCGUCAAAUAAUUACAUGAUUAAGCCGAAAAACAUAAUAAUUAACAAAAAUCUAAUCGAAAUGAUGCCGAUAAUAUUUAGUUAGCAAAAAUAAAUGAAGACAUUUUUAAAUAGGUAAGUAUUCAUCAAUGAAAAUCAAUCUAUUUUAUAUUAAAGUAUUGUAAAUCUUUCAUUUCAAGCGAUGCGCCUGUUUCCACAAUCAGAAAACAUGUUUUAUAACAAAUAUGACUUGAAAUGUCGCAAUUCGGUGCGCAAAUUGAAGUUCUAUCGAAUUACUUUCACGCGUGAUUACGUGUUUAGUCUAUAAAUAGGUACAAAUAGUGUUUUAAUUUAUUCAGACCCGUAUCGAUAAACUACUCGUUUCCUAUAGAAAUACUUAUUGCAAUUUAACGUGCGUUUCUAAAGCUCGUAUAAAUUUGUUACCUGCAUACAAAAAUAUUUCUUAAAUGGUAUUAAAGGAAUGAUAAAUAAGCAGUCCGUCACUAUUUCAACACAAGGCAAACACAUCAAUGGUUUUUCAGUAAUAUUUCUUUUUAAGUUGUUAUCACAAAUCUCUCUGAUGUUCGAGUUUCGACACCACAAUCGAGUUUCAGCGAGAUAAUUCACUAUCUAUAGCGUUUAUCACCCUACUCCUGAAUUCGAACUUCAUCAAUUUAAGAAUUAAACAUUGAUAUUAAUGAUGUUGCUUUUAGGGUAGCAUAGUAUUUUAUACUAAAAUCAGUUAAGCAACUGUUAUUUAUUAGGCUCAAAAAAUCAUUGACUUCGAAAUUAAUCACCUUACCUUGAUAAUUACUAAAUCUGUACCUGACACUGUAUUUGGGACAUUACAGUGCGAACUGUCAUAUGCCAUUUUUAUCAGUACCCUUAGAACAAGUUUGUUUUACAUUGAACGUAAAUGAAACGAGAGCGCAUCCGGCGCUCUGAUUGGUCGGUUCGGUUCUGAUUCGGUUCUAAUAAACCUCCCAAUCAGAGCGCCGAACGCGCUCUCGUUUUGUGUAAAACAAACUCGUACUAAGGCCUCUGAUUUCGCGCUCAUACUUAUGCAAGUAGUGCGAGAUAAUAACACUCUUUUAGACAGUUUUCUCAUUUAUAAUGGCCCAACUACAAAUCCUCAGUCAACACUAGAUCAAGCCUCAGUGGUUUAUCAGUGCGGGUCUAAAAACGUUUGUUUCACGAUAUGCGUAAAUUGUGUAUGCUAGUCAUUAUUGUACAGACAUUUUAAAUCGAAUAAGAUAAGUAUGUAUUUUCUUGAUUGUUGUAUGUAUUUAUUGACAUAAAUUCUUCGACUUUAUUACUGUGAUGGCUCUAAGAAUCGUUCGUUGAGUAUAUCUAGAUAAUUGGCAUUUAAAGGUACGCGUCCACAUGCCCGAAUCGUACGCAUCGCACGCAACGGAUUUUAGUUUGUCUUGUAUAGAAACUCAUACAACUGCGUCCACUGAGCCGGAUCGCACGCACCACAUCGAUCUGAUGCGUGCUGAUGACGUCAUACGGAAUGCGAACGAUGCGUACAAUGCGGGCCUGUGGACGCUUACCUUUAAACGGCAGUCAAACAAUUGAAUAAAAAAGUUAAUGUACGAGUUUGAUACAAAUUUUGACAUACUUUGUUGAAUGUCAAUCUUAUACAAUUAUGUUGAUUUUUCUGUUCGGGUAGUGUUCAAAUACUGUUUAUUUUGUAAUUUAAAUUGUGUUUUAGCAUCAGGGAUUAAACCUGGUAUUUGGUUAUCAUAUUAGUCAUCAUGUCCAUGAUUUAUUUUCUUUACCAAUAAAUGAGUUCACGACUAAUCACUGCGUGAAUUGGACGUGAUUUUUUUUUUGUUUGUUCUUGUAAUAUGUUUUGUAUCAGAGCCAUCACAGAACAAAGUGUAAACUAACAUUGCAAUACAGCCUGUGUAAAUAUAAACUGGUCUUGCAUGGUCAUUUCUAAGGUGUUAACAGCUCAACGAUAUUGUAAUGUUAAAUAGAUAUUGUUUAGUCAAAUUUAUAAUAAGAGGCCAUUUUCAUUACAUUUUUAACAGAAUAUAAGAGCCUUCUCACACAACACCGAUGUCGCUGCGACAUUUCUAUCAAAAGUCGCACAAGGCUUGCUCCUGCGUUUCUCACGUCGCAAGUAAAUCGCUGGUGUGAGGAGACUCUAACUCCAAAGAUUGCUAGUCAACUUAUACACAUUUAUUAACACACUUUGAUCUCAUAGACGUAAUUAUAGUAAUAAAAUAAAAAAAGAAAAUAAUUAUAAUUGUUUCGGCUUUUGUACAAAACAAAAUCAUAUCAAUUAAGACUGUUUCGGCGAUUCCCAGUUCACAGUCAGUGGCCACACUGUGCAUUUUAAUGUAAAUAUAAUAUGUAAGGAACUUGUCUAAUAAUGAACAUGUGUAAAAUGAAAUAAAUUGUCUAAAAUGUAA
This is a messenger RNA of Spodoptera frugiperda (fall armyworm), 4737 nucleotides long. Its product is annotated as homeobox protein unc-42. Bases 505 to 1728 code for a protein of 407 amino acids. NCBI's taxonomy places the organism in Eukaryota, Metazoa, Arthropoda, Insecta, Lepidoptera, Noctuidae. The record is from RefSeq and is a predicted model, not a curated record. Gene Ontology annotation, biological process: regulation of transcription by RNA polymerase II. Gene Ontology annotation, molecular function: RNA polymerase II transcription regulatory region sequence-specific DNA binding; DNA-binding transcription factor activity, RNA polymerase II-specific. The transcript is spliced from 6 exons.